AUGUCCGACGUCCAACCACCCCCGCACCCCCGCAAACGCAGCUGGAUCGGCAAGUACGGCGCGGGCCCUAAAGACCCUCAGCCCACUCCCAGCCUCCCCACUCCCCGCGAGGGCUAUGAGCAGUCCUUCGAGUACCCCUUUGGCUCGUCCGCCACCGCCUCUAGCUCGACUGCAACCCUCACCGGCGCCCUCUCCCGCUCCAACUCCCUCACCUCCAUCGCCUCCCUCCUCCCCUCCCGUCUUGCUCCUCCGGCUCCCUUGAAACGCUCUUCUACUACAAACUUGCUAAUAAAGGACGAUCCCGAUUCACAGAAUGCCCUCUCUCGCACCGUCUCCACCCAGUCCAACAGCAGCAAGACCGGCGACACCAAUGUCACUCGCCCCCCCAGCGGCUCCUUCUCUCGCAUGACCCUCAGUUCCAUGAUGGGUGGUCUCUCCUCCCUCUCCCUCUCCCGCAGCACCGCCGCCGAUGAACGUGGCCGCUCCGAAAAGAAAUCCAAGGACAAAGGGACCGGCGUACGCUCCAGCUCCUAUUCCGGCGCGAGCCCCGAGGACCAGGACGCCACUCGCGGUCGUACGCGCAGCCAGUCCCCCUUUCGCCUCCGCCGCACCCGCACCCGCGACCCUUCGCCCGCCGUCGAGGCCCUCACAGCGUCCGACAUCGAGUCCGACACCGACUCCGUCCAGAUCCGCCCGCGCAACGCCUUCACGCUCUCCUCCGCGUCCGUCGACGAGUCCGGCGAUGAGACCGAGGACGACGACGACGACGACGAUUCCUGGAGCGACGAGGACGCGUUCGACCCCGUCACGGAGAGCAACACCGAGCGCAACGCGCUUAUCCCCGCUGACCUCGACCACGACGUCGUCGACGUGCCUGACCCGCUGGGCGAGGGCGUCAACGUCGUCGUCCCCCCGGAGCCGUAUUUCCCGUCGACUUUGAACGGUGGCGCCCGCAACCCCCGCCGCCGCAAGUCCAUGAAGCCUGACGCGCUCCCGCUGUCGACGUCGCGCCCCGAGUUUCAGCGCGACCGCUGCACGAUCACGCUCUGCCAUGGACAUCCGCAGCGUGACCUGGAUGAGAACGGCCGAAGGGGCAGACGGUACGUCCUGGCGAGCGAUCUGAGUGACGAGAGCAGGUACGCGCUGGAGUGGGGGAUCGGGACGGUGCUGCGCGAUGGAGACGAGAUGCUCAUCGUGACGGUCAUCGAGAACGAGAACAAGAUUGAUCCCCCCGUUCCCAACCCGACCGACCGAACGGCCAAGUUACGUAGCCAGCAAGAGCGUCAGGCCCUCGCGUACAUUCUCGUGCGCCAGGCAACGAGCCUACUGCAGCGCACGCGGCUGAACGUGACUAUCGCCUGCCAGGCGUGGCACGCCAAAAACCGGCGGCACAUGCUCCUCGACAUCGUUGACUAUUUCGAACCGUCGAUGCUUAUUGUGGGGUCCCGCGGUCUGGGCAACCUCAAGGGGUCAGCGCCUCCUCCGCCUCUGCGGAAUCCUCCUCGGAUCUACAUCCCACUAUCUGAUCCAGGUGAGCUCCCCCGCAUCUCCAUCUCCGCGCACCGUCCGCAAGCGUUGACCCUGCGCGCCUGUUUGCAGAAAUGCUCCGUCCCGGUCAUGGUUGCGCGCCGCAGGCUGAAGCGGCCCCCGCGGCGCUCGGCGCACCUCGCGCCCCACCGCGCGCGCGUGUCGCUCGCCCAGGCGGCCGGCGUCGACAGGAUGGCGCCCAAGGUCGACCAGGACGUCGAGGACAUGCGCACCCAGAUCGAGCAGCAGGACGACGACAGGCAGACCGUGGGCCAGACCGACGUCGACGACGACGCGGACACGGAGGUGGAGGUUGACCAGAUCGGAAGGAAUGUCAGCGCGUGA
This is a messenger RNA of Fibroporia radiculosa, 1872 nucleotides long. RefSeq lists its product as uncharacterized. Lineage: Eukaryota; Fungi; Basidiomycota; Agaricomycetes; Polyporales; Fibroporiaceae. The transcript has 7 exons. Bases 1 to 1872 code for a protein of 623 amino acids. The record is from RefSeq and is a predicted model, not a curated record.